Molecule: messenger RNA, 1551 nt
Organism: Aureobasidium subglaciale EXF-2481
Lineage: Eukaryota; Fungi; Ascomycota; Dothideomycetes; Dothideales; Saccotheciaceae
Exons: 2
Coding region: 91-1284 (397 amino acids)
Source: RefSeq, a predicted model, not a curated record
CACGUUGCGAACUAGACCAUAUCAUCUCUAUACCGCCGCAGGAUAUCUCAUUUAAAUCGCGCAAAGUUUGCGACUAGGUUGAAUAUCAUCAUGGGUCUUCCAGUAUGGCGCGACCCCGAGGAAACACGAAGCGGCACCAGCAGCCCGGCAGCGAUAUCUCGAGUCAAGAACGACAGUACCGCGGCAUCACGCUCACCCAUCCGUCGUCUUCGCGCCUCUCGUCCGACGACCAGUCUCCAUCGCAUCGGCCAACCACCAUCAGUGCCUGACGCUCCUCGUCAACGCGUGGCUUCGAGCGAACGUCACUUUGACUUGGCCUACUAUCUCGGCGACGACAACUCGUCUGAACAAACCUCCGACUCGAGUCAACGACGCUCUGGACCAAGCAGCUUUCUGCCUCCACCCCUUGAGCGCGAUCGCCCACAGUCUCGCAAUGCCGUCUCGUCAAGCCUCCCGACCCCUCCCCUGGAUACACCAGAGCCGACCGCUUCUUCUCGCAUCGUCCUGUUGCGCCCUUCACAACAAUCUCCACAUCCCCUGAGCUUCGCCCACCGCCCAGUCUCUCCUGAUGAUGGUCUGGGUGACCGCAAUCGUAGUCCUUCUCCAAUAGCAGAAGCCUGGCACGUCAUCGGCUCUACCAUCACCCCUGACGACUCGCUACCUUCCACACAUUCCAGCUUUGCCUCAGAUGGUGCCUCGGCCGCGUUCCGCCGUGCUGAUUCUCAAGUGGACGCCUUGGCCGACGUAUUUUCAGAUGACUCUAGCUCGACCACCCACGGCCCGUCGGCUGAUGACGAUCGCUCUCGCAACCAAGACCGUCGCGCUGUCGAAUCUCUGCUGUACGACUUUGCCAUGCAGACUGCCGAAGGCAGAGCUCAAAUACAACUCAUCCGCCGUAUGGCACCCGAAGACACUUUGUGGAUACGCCAUCACAGUAAUGCAAGCCAGGAAGAUGAGGGAGGCAGUAAUGACCACAACGACGACGACACCAAUCAAGAUGCUCCUACCCGACGUCCUUCUCAAUUCAACUCGGAUAUCCGCGAGCGUUCUCGUCAAGUUGCGGCAUCAACUAUGCGAUACUUCGGCAACACACAGCGCGAGUCUGCUCGUCGCACGCAUCGUAUUGGGCAGACUCGUAACACCGAUGAUACUCCUCCUCGCUCACGCUCUACCUCACCCAGCGGAUCUACACUCUUUCCCGACCAAGCCGCGAGACGCACAAACACAUUCCUUGAACGUGCGGUGAGAGAGGCUGAGCGACAUGUACAUGAUGGGGGAGACUAGGACACUCUACCCAUCCUGCAAAUGAUAUCUCGUCGGAUCCGAGCUUUGUCUGGCUCGAGUUUGUGAGAGUGCACUGCAUUUUAUGAUUGUUACAAGCGUUGGUGUCAGGCGUUUUUCGUGGUACGCAGUAUGCUCCACUUGAGGGCGGGUAUGUUUGAGCAUGGACUGCUGGUCAGUCUUGUUUCGCUUUUGAGUCGCUCUCUUUUAUCGUUCAUUUCUAGCUCAUCAUAAAAAGUCCAACAGAACAAAAGACAACCUUGACAAGAG